AUGAUGUUCAAAUCUUUUGCCGCCGUGUCAGUCCUGUCACUCUUUGUAUCCUCUGCUGUUGCUCUCGAUGCCAGCCUGAAGAAUAAUGUUGCCGUCUACUACGGACAAGGCUACGACCAACCCCGGCUCAAGCAUUUCUGUGAACAGACCACGUCGGACAUCAUCAACAUCGGGUUUAUCAAUCAAUUCCCCAAACAUGUGGGCGACUAUCCUGGUUCCAACUUUGCCAAUCAGUGUGAUGGUUCCUUUUUCUCCGGUACAGGACUGCUUAGUGGCUGCCACCAGAUUUGGCAGGAUAUCCCCAGUUGCAAGGCGGCUGGCAAGACGCUCCUGCUGUCCAUCGGUGGUGGUAGUGCCACAACCGAGUCUCUCCCAGACGACGCCACCGGUGAAUGGUUUGCGGAUUUCUUGUGGUACUCCUUCGGUCCUUAUAAUCAAUCAAUUUCUUCAUUGGGUUGGACCGAGAACAUGCUUGGUCUGAUCUACCCACGCCCAUUCCUCACUUCCUCGGUCGAUGGAUUCGAUUUUGAUAUCGAGUACAACGGUGGAGUUGGAUACGCUGCAAUGAUCAAUCGUCUGCGUUUGCAUUUCAGCACGAGCACCGAACAAACCUACUACAUCUCCGGCGCGCCCCAGUGCCCCAUUCCUGAUGCUCAGCUAAGCGACGCUUUAACCAAGUCGCACUUCGAUUUCCUCUGGGUUCAGUUUUACAAUACCCAGGGGUGCUCUGCUGCAGACUAUGUCCACGGCACCGGCAAGUUUAACUUCGAUGACUGGGUCGGUGUCAUCGAGAAGAGUGUCAACCCCAAUGCGAAGCUAUUCAUCGGUCUUCCUGCAUCCGAAAGUGCCGCUAGACCUGGAUUCUAUCUGACCCCUGACGAGGUACAGCCCCUUGUCAAGACGUACAUGGACAAGCACCCCAAGCAUUUCGGUGGCGUCAUGCUCUGGGAGGCCACAGCCGGCGACAACAACCUCAUUGACGGGACACCAUACACUGAGCACAUUAAGGAUAUCCUGUACGAUUGUGCUCCUCCUCCCCCUGCCCCGCCUUCUACCACUUCCACGGCGCUCGGUGGCCUCUUCCAGCUCGGUGGCCUCUUCCAGCUCGGUGGCCUCUUCCAGCUCGGUGGCCUCUUCCAGCUCGGUGGCCUCUUCCAGCUCGGUGGCCUCUUCCAGCUCGGUGGCCUCUUCCAGCUCGGUGGCCUCUUCCAGCUCGGUGGCCUCUUCCAGCUCGGUGGCCUCUUCCAGCUCGCCUCUUCUAGCUCGGUGGCCUCUUCUAGCACACCUGUUAUCUCCGCCGAGACUUCCUCUGCAAGCAUCUCUAGCAGCUCCGUCACACCUGGGGGUUCAGCUCCAUCGGGGAACCCCGUUCCCCAACCCUCCACCACUGGAAAGCCGUCCCACGGCUCGCACGGCCAUGGACACGGCCAUGGACAUGGACAUGGACAUGGCUCCCACACACACACCCACGCCCACACUGAUACCCACACGGUUCCAAGCGCCACUCCUCUGUUCUCAGGCCACUCUUCCAGCACUGCCUUUGACUCUUCUACGACUGAUUCUGGCGCCUCUUUCACUGGGGAAGGUGUAAUCCCGACCGGUAUCCCGUCUUCCAGCGACGAGACUUCUGGAAGUUCCAAACCUACCAGCGGCAACAUUAUCGGCAGUUCCAAGCCUAGCGGUGUCAAAACUACUGGCGGCUCCAACCCUACUGGUAGCGAACCCACCACAGCUCCCGCUGGAAUCACCACAACUCCCUCCGUGACUGGCUUGCCUUCCUCUUUAACUCCGGGUACCACGACAACUAUCAUCGUGACCUCCUACGUUGACAUUUGCCCAGCUGGCUUUACCACCAUCACCACCACCAUUACCAAGACAUGGUGCCCUGGUAACUCCGCCACCGCUACCCCAACCGGCGCCGCCGAGAUGACUGCUCCUACUUCUGGCCCUGCCACUUCCACUGCCUCGAUCCCAGAAGGCUGGACUACGACUGUGACUGUUUGCACCCACUGCGCUGCUACUCCGACGACUGUGACCCUCACCAAGCCCGUUGCCACUGCCACCACCACCGAGGUUGUGUCGCAGCCCACUGUCUCUUCGGUGCCUGAGGGCUUCACUACCACCGAGACUUUCUGCAAGCAUUGUGGUCCCACCGGUAGCACUGUCACCCUCACCAUCCCGGCUCCCACUGCCACUGCCACUGCCACUGUUCCUGGCUCUGGCUCUACACCAGGCUCUGGCUCCGCCUCCAACCCCAGCUCCAGCUCCAGCUCCAGCUCUGGCACUGGCUCUUCUGGAAAUAGUUCCGGCUCUGGCUCCGCGUCCAACCCCGGCUCCGGUUCCAGCUCUGGCUCUGGCUCUACGGGCGAAGUUAAAGUGCCUGGUGUUGCACCCGUGGUGCCCUCUUCUUCCACCAAGCCCACUCCUAGCAAUGGAGCCGAAGGAUUCCACGCCGGUAGACCGUCGUCUAGCGUUGUCUUCCGCCCCUUGCCCUCGCGCACUGCUGCGUCUACCGUCGCAACUGCUGCCACGAACACACCCGCAGUGCCCACCAACAACUCCGAGGGCGUAUCCCCGGUCUUUACCGGUGCAUCCCCACGUGCCAAUGUGACUGGCUUCCUCGGUGUCAUCCUCACCGUCGCUCUUUCCAUGCUCAUGAUGCUGUGA
Molecule: messenger RNA, 2667 nt
Organism: Penicillium digitatum Pd1
Lineage: Eukaryota; Fungi; Ascomycota; Eurotiomycetes; Eurotiales; Aspergillaceae
Source: RefSeq, a predicted model, not a curated record